GAACAUAAAGCUUCCAAAAAACAAGCCGGUAAAAAAAUUGGUAUUAAGGAACAUAUAGUUUCCGAUAAAAAUAUAAAGGAACAUAAAGCUUCCAAAAAACAAGCCGAUAAAAAAAUUGGUAUUAAGGAACAUAAAGUUUCCAAUAAAAAUAUUAAGGAACAUAAAGCUUCCAUAAAAUUGGUCGAUAAAAAAGUUGACACUGAGGAGCAAAAAGAUUCCAUAAAGCCAGCUGAAGAUUUUACUGGCAAUAUAUUGUUAGAAAAAUAUUUUGCUUUAGGACAUGAAGAUCCUUUAGCACCAGCCGAUGAAUUUAACGGCAAUAUCGAUAAUUGUUCAAUACUGAGUGAAAGAGGCUCAGAAAUAACGAAUCAUAAAUGUGAAAAUGAAAAUGAUGAAUUGUCAAAUUUGAAAGAAUACAUAAGGUAUAAAAUCAGUGAAACACAUCCUGAAGUGGAUACAAGUUUUCCAUUCAGAACUGAUGUAAGAGCAGAGAUAAAGACAGAGGGCAAGGAGCCUAUAUGGAGCAAGCAGUAUCCAUAUCCUCUCUCUGUAAAUUCUUUCGUAAAUAAAGAAAUCAACAGAAUGUUGAAUGAAAAAAUUAUAAGGCAAGUAGAAGUCCUUAUAAUUCACCAAUUUGGGUGGUACCAAAAAAGGGUACAAAUGACGAUGGCUCACCAAAAUCUAGACUGGUCAUCGAUUAUAAAAAAAUAAACGAGAAAACCAUUCCCGAUCGUUAUCCUAUACCGGAUACGAAUAUAAUUUUGUCAAAUUUAGGGAAAGCAAAGUACUUCUCAAGUAUUGACUUAGAGUCCGGCUUUCACCAGAUCUUAAUGUCGAAAAGCGACAUAGAAAAGACAGCUUUUUCUGUCAAUAAUGGAAAAUAUGAGUUCUUGCGUAUGCCUCUCGGUCUUAAAAAUGCUCCCAGAAUUUUUCAAAGAGCAAUGGACGAUAUAUUACGCGAUCAAAUUGGGAAAAUAUGUCAUGUUUAUAUGGAUGAUAUAAUUAUUUUUUCAGAAAGUUUAGAACAACACAUAGAAGACUUGGAAUUAAUAAUUGAAAUACUGAGAAAAGCUAAUAUGAAAAUAUAAUAAAAUAUAAUUUUUGGGUUACAUCAUAGCCCAAAAUACGAUCAAAACAGAUCCGAAUAAAAUAAAAUUAAUGCUUAAUUAUCCGUUACGAAAAAGUUUACGGGGAUUAAGAGGAUUUUUGGGCAUCACAGGUUAUUAUCGCAAAUUCGUUAAGGAUUACGCAGCGAUUGCAAAGCCUUUGACAAAAUACUUGUCGGCAGAAAACGGCAGGGUUUCAAAAAAUAUGUCAAAAAAAGUAUUAAUCGAAAUUGAUGAAGCAGGCAUAUCCGCUUUUAACAAACUAAAAAGAAACUUAGCGCCAGAAAUGGAAUUGACGCAACCCGAUUAUUCAAAAAAAUUUGAGUUGACUACCGACGCAUCAAACGUUGC
Molecule: messenger RNA, 1457 nt
Organism: Rhagoletis zephyria (snowberry fruit fly)
Lineage: Eukaryota; Metazoa; Arthropoda; Insecta; Diptera; Tephritidae
Source: RefSeq, a predicted model, not a curated record